This is a messenger RNA of Benincasa hispida (wax gourd), 2062 nucleotides long. Its product is annotated as serine/threonine-protein kinase BSK1-like. The record is from RefSeq and is a predicted model, not a curated record. Gene Ontology annotation, biological process: protein phosphorylation; brassinosteroid mediated signaling pathway. Gene Ontology annotation, molecular function: protein kinase activity; ATP binding; protein binding. Lineage: Eukaryota; Viridiplantae; Streptophyta; Magnoliopsida; Cucurbitales; Cucurbitaceae.
AUUAAGUUAAUGAUGAAGAAGAAGAAAGGAAAGGAAAGGAAAGGGAGAGAUGGAGAGAGAGAAAUUAGUUUAAUUAAAAGGCAAGAAGUAGUUGUUUUAAUGGCAAUGUUUGUUGAAGGAAUUAUGAACAAACAGAAUAUGAAUUACACGUUGUGGCGCGAGAAAUCAAAGGGAUGUUAUAACAAAUGUUUGCAUAAUUAUCUCUUACGACAGCUCAUUUGUAGAAGAAACCAGAAUACCAAGUCUCUGUAAUCCGCUGGAAGACUCGAUCGAACACAAAGAAGACAACGACGACGGCAAUGUGAAGAAGACAUGGAAGCUGCAAAUUAACUUUGAUUAUCUAUCAUUCUCACAAACCCACAACCUGUGUUCCGUGGAAAUUCCAUUUCAGAAAGCCUAUCUCAAGAGAUUCUCUCCUCUGCCGGCUUCUGCUUCUGGUUUUGAUUUCUGAAUCCAAUUUUCCGCUUCCAAUUCCAGGAACAUAGAGUUGAUCAAUCAAGUUCUAGUUAUUAUUAUGGGCUGUUGCCAAUCCUCGUUACUUAAACUGAAAAAACCUUCAGCCGAUGUUACUGGGGAAGAUAAUAAUCCUCAAGACCCGAAGAUUCACCACCAUCAGAAUGGAGUAGAUGCCUCGCCGGCGGAUGAAUGCGUGCCGUCGUUUGUGGAGUUUACCUUCGCUGACCUCAAGCUGGCGACUAACAACUUCUGCUCUGAUUACAUUGUAUCGGAAAGUAGUGACAAAUCUCCUAAUGUCGUUUAUAAAGGGCGUCUUCAGAAAGAGAACAAUCAAUGCUGUGUUGCGGUUAAAAAAUUUACCAAAGCUGCGUGGCCGAAUCGCAAACAGUUCGCUGAGGAAGCCUCUGGUGUGGGGAAAUUGAGAAACAAAAGACUCGCUAAUUUAAUCGGCUACUGCUGCGAGGGCGAUGAAAGGCUGCUUGUUGCGGAGUAUAUGCCUAAUUGCACUCUUGCAAAGCAUUUGUUCCACUGGGAGAAACAAACCAUUGAGUGGGCAAUGCGUUUAAGAGUUGCUCUAUACAUUGCUGAAGCAUUAGAAUAUUGUAGUCAGGCAGAACGUCCAUUAUACCACGACUUGAAUGCAGAUAGGGUUCUAUUUGACGAGAAUGGUGAUCCUCGGCUAUCAUGUUUUGGAUUGAUGAAAAACAGCAUGGACGGGAAAAGUUACAGUACUAAUUUGGCUUAUACACCUCCAGAGUAUUUAAGAGAUGGAACUGUAAUUCCUGAAAGCGUUAUUUAUAGCUUUGGGACAAUCCUUUUAGACCUUCUUAGUGGAAAGCAUGUCCCUCCAAAUCAAGCACUUGAUAUGAUAGGAGGUAAAAACAUUACGCUGCUGAUGGAUUCACAUUUAGAGGGGAAAUUUUCAACUGAAGAGGCGACAUUAGUAUUUGAGCUCGCUUCACAGUGCUUGCAAUAUGAACCUCAGGAUCGACCGAGUAUUAGAGAACUUGUUGCAGCACUCGUCCCACUGCAAAAUAAAUCUGAUAUUCCAUCAUAUGAAAUGAUGGGUAUCGCAAAACAUGAGGAAAUACCGUUGCCGCCACAAGAACCUCUCUCUGCAAUGGGGGAUGCUUGUUUUCGAGUGGACCUUACAGCCAUUCAUCAGCUUUUGCUCGUUUCACACUAUAAAGAUGAUGACGGAUCCUGUGAACUUUCCUUCCAAGAAUGGACGCAACAGAUUAGAGAUAUGUUGGAGGCCCGCAAGCGAGGCGACAUGGCAUUUCGAGAUAAAGAUUUUAUAGGUGCAAUUGAUGGCUAUACUACGUUCAUUGAUGUGGGCAAUAUACUUUCUCCAACAGUAUAUGCAAGAAGAAGUAUUUGUUAUCUGCUGUGUGAAAAACCCGAUGCUGCACUUAGAGAUGCUAUGCAAGCACAAUUGGUUCAUCCUGAAUGGCCCAUUGCAUUUUACUUGCAAGCUGUUGCCCUUGUUAAGCUUGGAAUGCACAAGGAUGCAGCUGAUAUGUUGAAUGAGGCAUCAACAUUAGAGAAGAAAAGGCAUAGAGGUGGCAGAGGGUAUUAACAAUUCACUUCUUUUCAAAUUCUUUGG